AAGUUGGGUGGAGGGAGGGGCCGCACAGAAGGCGGAGGAGGAAGAGGAAAGAGCCGGGCGGCGGCCGUAGGUAGUUCGGUGGCGGCAGCGGCGGCUCUCUUCCGGGCGGACGAUGGACAGCCAGGGCAGGAAGGUGGUGGUGUGCGACAACGGCACCGGGUUCGUGAAGUGUGGAUAUGCAGGCUCUAACUUUCCAGAACACAUCUUCCCAGCUUUGGUUGGAAGACCUAUUAUCAGAUCAACCACCAAAGUGGGAAAUAUUGAAAUUAAGGAUCUUAUGGUUGGUGAUGAGGCAAGUGAAUUACGCUCAAUGUUGGAAGUCAACUACCCUAUGGAAAAUGGCAUUGUACGCAAUUGGGAUGAUAUGAAACAUCUAUGGGACUACACAUUUGGACCAGAAAAACUUAACAUAGAUACCAGAAAUUGUAAGAUCUUACUUACAGAACCUCCUAUGAACCCAACCAAAAACAGAGAGAAGAUUGUAGAGGUAAUGUUUGAAACUUACCAGUUUUCUGGAGUGUAUGUAGCCAUCCAGGCAGUCCUGACUUUGUAUGCUCAAGGUUUGCUGACUGGAGUGGUGGUGGACUCUGGAGAUGGUGUGACUCACAUUUGCCCAGUGUAUGAAGGCUUUUCUCUCCCUCACCUUACUAGAAGACUGGAUAUUGCUGGGAGAGAUAUUACCAGGUAUCUAAUAAAGCUGCUUCUGUUGCGAGGGUAUGCCUUCAACCAUUCUGCUGAUUUUGAAACGGUUCGCAUGAUUAAAGAAAAACUGUGUUAUGUGGGAUAUAAUAUUGAGCAAGAGCAGAAAUUGGCUUUAGAAACCACAGUAUUAGUUGAAUCUUACACACUCCCAGAUGGUCGCAUUAUCAAAGUUGGAGGAGAGAGAUUUGAAGCACCAGAAGCUUUAUUUCAGCCUCACUUGAUCAAUGUGGAGGGCGUAGGUGUCGCUGAAUUGCUUUUUAACACAAUUCAGGCAGCUGACAUUGAUACCAGAUCUGAAUUCUAUAAGCACAUUGUACUUUCUGGAGGGUCUACUAUGUAUCCUGGGCUGCCAUCAAGGUUGGAACGAGAACUUAAACAGCUUUACCUAGAACGAGUUUUAAAGGGAGAUGUGGAGAAACUUUCUAAAUUUAAGAUCCGUAUUGAAGACCCACCCCGUAGAAAGCACAUGGUCUUCCUGGGCGGUGCAGUGCUAGCAGAUAUCAUGAAGGACAAAGACAACUUUUGGAUGACCCGACAAGAAUACCAAGAAAAGGGUGUCCGUGUGCUGGAGAAACUUGGUGUGACUGUUCGAUAAACUUCAGAGCUUGUUCCCAUCACACCCCUAGCGCUUUCUCUUUUUUCCUUUAUUACCAAUCUUUGAACUCAUUCAACUCCAUGACAUGGAGGGGGUCUUUCUGUGCCCUUUGACUGGAAAGGUCAGGUAUUUCUUUCUCUCUUUCUCUCUCUCUCUUUUAUUUUUCUCUGAUGUCUUGGGGAAGCUUUGUUAAAUUUUUGUUAAUGUGGGUAAAUCUGACUUAAAUUCAGCCACUUCCCUACAAACACAAAUGAAAGGGCAAAGGGUCCUGUCUGCUGCUUUGUUUCUUCUUAAGUAGGCAUUUAGGUCUCUCCUGUAGGUUUCAUAUUUUCACUUUACUGCUCUAAUGCUGCUAGUUUAGUAUUUAGCACACUAGGUGGUAUGCCUUUGUUAGCCUAAGAAAAGAAAAACUUUAACAGCAGCUUUUAUAUAUUACUGGGGAUGGGGGUGGUAAGGGUGGGCAGCUGAACCCUUUAGCAUUUUUCAACAGUUAACUGCUACAGCUUUUUCUGUACCUUAAAAUGUCUCAUAUUAACAUUAUAGAGAAAUGUUAGGCUCUGAACUAAAGUGUCUUGGUGGGAUUUUGCAUGAAGGGGAAGAGUGUCUUUUUUUUUUAUUAUUUUUAUUUUUGAACUUUUUUGCUCUGGGGUACAUAAGAUGAACUUAUUUACAUUACUUUGAUUUGGGAAAUUUUAUUCUACUUAGGUUGUGCCUGGAGCUUUUUCCAUAUAGUACAAAAAGCAAGUAUAAUGUUCCAUCGCCAUGUGACUUAGGGAUUCGUUUUUUAAAAUCAACUAUGUUAGCUGGUACAGGACUCCCUAGAAUCUAUCAGUGGAAAAUGACAUUUUUUAAAUGCUUUUGCCUUUCAAACUACAGAUCUAAGAAGUGCUUUACGGACUGAUAUUUUCUAAGUGCUUCUGUUACUUCAGAAGCAGUAAGGUAACCCAGUGCCAAGUACCAUCCAUGAAAAUUAUUACUUUAUAUAACUAGCCAGUGCUUAUUUAAUAAAGAAGUAGAUAUAAUUGCUGGCAGUAUGUUCUAAUUGUUGGUUUAAAAGCAACAUUGAAAUAUGGGACUUGUUGCCAGUUGAGUAAUUUUCAUUAGUUUUUUGUUUGUUAUGAUUUGAAACCUGAAAGUAGAGUAAAAUUUGACUAUUUAAAAUAAUGCAAAAAAAAUCAAGAUUUAAAUUGAAAAAGUAAUAACGAAAUCUUAACACUUGAAAGAAGAGUUGUUGGUAUUUUGUGAAUGCCUAUGUCAGAAAAGAUCAAUACCAUAAUAAAGGUAUUGCUUGGUACCUGAGAAAAUAGCAAAUAGUACUCAUCCUUGAGUUCUAUCUAAAUUUGAAAAAUAAAGUAACAUGAAAUUGCAUCACACCAAGUACAAAAUGCAGAUUCUUGGAAAAAUUACUUUUCUUCAUUUCAAAACAUUUUUUACUGAUCAUUUUAAAAGAAGUCUGUUUUGGAGGGGGAAUCUAAAAGUAGAGAAAUUAAUUAUUGACAGUGUUUUGUGAGAAAACCUUAAAAAAAUCAAUUUAUGUGAAAUAAAUAGCAAGAGGUUAGUUUUAAUUAUGCAGCUUCUGUUAAUAUUAAGUAUUUUUGUCUGUUUUACCUCGAUUUGAACAAAGUUUGCCUGCAUGCUGGACAUGCUUCAGUACACAACGAAUAGCCUAUGAAUAAUGUCUCCUAGGUUUUAGGCAUGUGGAUGUCAGAGUCACACUGGAAUUCUGAAGUGCUCUAAAUCAUGUUCUUAUAAAUUCCUCCAUCUUGUGAGUGCUGGCUUGUUAAAGGAAACAAAUAAAGGACCAGUACAUAAUUAUCUGUUCAUUUCAGGUAAAUGAGGUAAAUGGACUGACUCCUGAUCUUUGGUCAUGAUUCUAAGAUACAGAAAUAGAAAACAAAGGAUAAGGUAGACUCUAAUAAAACAAUGAGAGAACAUUUGUCAUUUGUUUCUUGAGUAUAGAAUUUGGUUUUAAUUUUAUAAUUCUGCUAGCAAACAUGACAGUUAAACUGGUGUAUUAAUAUAUGUAUAUAGUAUAAUUUUAAAAUUCCAUUUUGUAAUAUUCCUAUUCCAAGGUGAAAUAAUGCAUUUCAUGAUUUCAGGGAGUAGGAGAAGUAUUGUUUAAUUGGAGUUGUCAACUAUCAGUCCCUCAGAAAUUAAUUUUUUUUUCUGUUUAAAAGAGAUCUGAUUUUUAGCUUUUGAAAACCAGUGUCACUUAAAUUCCUAAUAAUGACUAAGUUUCUUUUCAAAUUAGAAUUGCCAUGCAGUGACUUUUGAGAAGGGUUUCUUAGAAAUACGUCGUACAUUUAAACUUUAUUCUUUAAGAUGUGGUAUUGGAUGCUAAACUUUUAUGCAGUUCUGAGCACUGUUAAUAUCUGGAAAGUAUUUUGAGAGAUCAAUGGAAAAGUAAACAUUCUAAAUUUAACAAGAAUAUACUUCUUUUUGAUUCAGAAAAUAAAAUCAGAUUUUUCAAAGUAAA
Messenger RNA from Erinaceus europaeus (western European hedgehog), 3773 nucleotides. It is a transcript of the gene ACTR2, whose product is annotated as actin related protein 2. Gene Ontology annotation, molecular function: actin filament binding. The record is from RefSeq and is a predicted model, not a curated record. Bases 113 to 1297 code for a protein of 394 amino acids. The transcript is spliced from 9 exons. Lineage: Eukaryota; Metazoa; Chordata; Mammalia; Eulipotyphla; Erinaceidae. Gene Ontology annotation, biological process: Arp2/3 complex-mediated actin nucleation. Gene Ontology annotation, cellular component: actin cortical patch; Arp2/3 protein complex.